UCGCCAUUACCGACCUUUCAGUCCUUCAUAUCCCCAUUUCUCUGUCUCCUCCCUCGCCCACCCAAACCUCUCAAACCUCUCUCUUCUCUCUCUCUCUCUAGAAACCACAACUUUCUUUUUCUCUCUCUAGAAAACCUCAACCUCCAUAUACUUUCUAUCUAUAUCUCAAGAAAAAAAAAAAAAAUCAGAGAAGAGAAGAGGAGAGAUCGAUCGAUCUGAAGGAAUCUGAAUGAAAAAAAUGGCUCAGAGAACGGAGAAGGAAGAGACGGAGUUCAAGGUCCCCGAAACUCUAACGCACUGCGUUAACAACUGCGGCGUCACAGGCAAUCCCUCCACCAACAACAUGUGCCAGAAGUGCUUCAACGCCUCCUCAGCCACCACCACAGCAACCUCAUCUUCGGCUGUGACUUUGAAGUUUUCCGGCGAGAAAAGUCCGAGAUCUAGCUCCUUUAGCUUCGAGGCUCCGGCCGAGAUCACCCGCAGAACGACGGCGUCCGAGAUCGCGAGAUCGGACGAAUCGGCGAAUCGGCGAGUGGUAAACCGUUGCUCCGGAUGCCGGAGAAAGGUCGGGUUGACCGGAUUCCGGUGCCGGUGCGGCGAACUCUUCUGCUCCGAGCACCGGUACUCCGACCGCCACGUGUGCAGCUACGACUACAAGGCCGCGGGUCGCGAGGCCAUCGCGAGAGAAAACCCCGUGGUCAAGGCCGCGAAGAUCGUCCGGGUUUGAUAAUUAAAUUUGUAGAAAUGAAACCAAAAACAUUUCUGAAUUUUCUCGGGAAAAUUAAAAUUAAUUCUCGAGAAAGUUUCAGAGGAAAUUUGUGCUCGAUUAUCAUGGCGUCUCUCUCUCGGAGAUCAUCACCGAUGGUUUAGAUUGAGGGAAACACUUUUAGGAGCAGACGAGACGACGGAGAGAGAGAUCGCUUCGUUACUGAAGAAAAUCAAAUUCUCUCUGAUAAUUAUUUUUUUUAAUUUUAUUGUGUUUUCUUUUCUUUGGGCUUGGAAAAUGAUAAAAUUAUUGUGAUUUACGAUAUUCGAUGUGUUUGUUGGUAAUAGUUGGUGUUCAGCUUUUUCUGGUU
Molecule: messenger RNA, 1076 nt
Organism: Prunus mume (Japanese apricot)
Lineage: Eukaryota; Viridiplantae; Streptophyta; Magnoliopsida; Rosales; Rosaceae
Gene: SAP5
Product: A20/AN1-like zinc finger family protein
Biological process (GO): protein ubiquitination
Molecular function (GO): ubiquitin-protein transferase activity; zinc ion binding; DNA binding
Source: RefSeq, a predicted model, not a curated record